UCCAUAUGUUUUUUUUUUUUUGCAAAAUAAAAAAACAAGGAACAGAACCAGACGAGGAAGGAGAAGAAGACAUGGAAACUCCCAACAAAGACGAAACAGAAAUCUCGAAAGUAGAAUUCAAUGAUUCCGAGAUUGAAUACAUCAGCUACGGCGGCGAACAUCACCUCCCUCUCAUCAUGAACCUUGUCGACGAAGAACUCAGCGAACCUUACUCCAUCUUCACCUAUCGCUACUUCGUUUAUCUAUGGCCUCAUCUUUCUUUUCUGGCUUUUCAUAAGGGUAAAUGUGUGGGCACGGUGGUUUGUAAAAUGGGGGAACAUCGUAGCACUUUUAGAGGAUACAUUGCUAUGCUUGUUGUUAUCAAACCCUACAGAGGAAGAGGCAUUGCCACAGAACUUGUUACUAGGUCUAUCAAGGUGAUGAUGGAAUCAGGCUGCGAUGAGGUUACACUGGAAGCAGAAGUCACAAAUAAAGGAGCACUUGCUCUGUAUGGUCGCCUUGGCUUUAUUAGGGCUAAGAGGCUUUUUCACUACUAUUUGAAUGGAGUCGAUGCUUUCCGUCUUAAACUUUUAUUUCCUCGUCCAGACUUGCACGCACCUCUGGACUCACCGGAUAAAUACGGGAGCCACAUGCAUAGUGAUCAUGGCGAUUCACUUAUUGAGCAAUGAUUGAUUCCAUUCAUGAUUAUGUACUUCAAACAAAACACAAAAUUUUGAGCACAUUGCUUUAUGAACUGAUGCUAUGUUAUGGCGUGCAUCAAUGUUUUUUCUAGUAUGUUAGGUUAUGUACAUUUUCUGUUAUUUGCAUUUCACUUCUCGUUAACGUUAGAGGUUGAAAAAAAUCAGAAAUGGCAAGACAGUCCUCUUUUAAACCCA
Medicago truncatula (barrel medic) is the source of this 875-nucleotide messenger RNA. RefSeq names its product N-alpha-acetyltransferase MAK3. The coding region runs from base 6 to 668 and encodes 220 amino acids. Lineage: Eukaryota; Viridiplantae; Streptophyta; Magnoliopsida; Fabales; Fabaceae. The transcript is spliced from 4 exons. The record is from RefSeq and is a predicted model, not a curated record. Gene Ontology annotation, molecular function: protein-N-terminal amino-acid acetyltransferase activity. Gene Ontology annotation, biological process: N-terminal peptidyl-methionine acetylation. Gene Ontology annotation, cellular component: NatC complex.